AUGGCUGUCAAGGUGCUCGAAAUUCGCCCCCUCCAACCGCCCAACCCAGAUUCUGCCGUUGAUUUUGGCGUUGAGAUUCACAAUGCCGAUUUGGAGAAUCUCUCGGAAGCAGAUUUCCAGAUAAUCCGUAAUUCGCUCUACCAGUCUCACGUUGUCGUCCUGAAGAACCAACAUUCUCUCUCAGCAAAGGCGCAAUACCAACUCACCAAACGUUUCGAUCCUACCUCUGAGAGUUACGGCCACGGCAAAACUCUUGAUGCAAAGCGUUCUGUGCUCCAUCCGGAUCUCAAGACUAUUCCUUAUCAGCCUCAAGUCCAAGUCAUCGGCAAUGGUCUCUAUGACGAGUACGAGGGUUUGAAAAACAUCAAACUUGUCCAUCCUCACCACAAGACAUUCCACAAAGUCGCUAUUCCAGAGGAGGAUGACCUGGAAUUCACACGGUUUUACAGGUGGCACAUAGAUGCGGCGCUCUAUGCUCUAAAUCCACCUAAGGUCACUUCCCUCAUCGCCAUCAAGGUCCCAGCAGGUAGACGACAGACUCUCCGCUAUGAUGAUGGUACGGGUGAGGAGAUGGAUGUACCACUUGGGACCACGGCUUUUGUCUCCGGUCAGAACAUGUACAACAUCCUAAGCGAGGAGGACAAGGAGUUCGUCCGCAACGCUAAAGUCGAAUACGCUCCGCACCCCUACAUUUGGAUGUCUCCAGCAAAGAGCAGAUCGGAUGGCCUGGGAAUGGUGUCCGAAGGCACCGAGCUUCCUCUUUCCGAGCUUCCUCCUUUUGACGAGGCUGCCAUCAAGAUCCUGCCCAUGUGCUGGAAGAAUCCUGUCACGGGUAACCUGGCCCUUCAGAUCCACCCCAGCGCCAUUAAGGCUAUUCAUCUGCCCAAUGGGGAGGUGAUGACAGAUUUGAAGGAAGUCCGAGACUUGGUGCACCGCUUGCAGCGUCCUGCCAUCUCUCCCAAAUAUGUCUAUCCACAUGACUGGGAGGAAGGCGACUGCGUUCUGUUCAACAACCAGGGUGUGCUUCACUCAGUCGUUGGUGCUUUCAGCCCGGAGGAACAGCGACUAUUCAGACAGUGCAACCUGGCUUCAAGUGAGGGUGUUGAGGGACCAGAUGGGAAACUCUACUAG
Messenger RNA from Cadophora gregata, 1131 nucleotides. RefSeq lists its product as uncharacterized. Lineage: Eukaryota; Fungi; Ascomycota; Leotiomycetes; Helotiales; Ploettnerulaceae. The coding region runs from base 1 to 1131 and encodes 376 amino acids. The record is from RefSeq and is a predicted model, not a curated record. Gene Ontology annotation, molecular function: oxidoreductase activity. The transcript has a single exon.